GUAAUAUGUUGUCAUUUUAAAAGUGUGUACAUUACUGAGUGAAAGAUUUUAAUAUAUUUACAUCUUCAUGGAACAAUAAAAUAUAUAAUGAAUUCAUUAAGAAAACUUCAGCGGUAUGGAUCAAAAUCUUAUCUCAUUCAAGGGGAUGAAGUAGUGCUUGAGAAGCAUGUUUCCAAGUUUGAAGAGCUUGAAAAUUCCAUUAAAAAACUUAGUAAAGAUGUAAAAAAAUAUCAGGAAUGCAUUCUUGAUGUCACUGAACACGAGAAGAGGAUGACAUCAGAUUUAUCAAACAGUUUGCUAUGUCAUGAAGAUGAAAAGACACGAUCUUUGGUUGAAGAAUGGCAUUCAUUCAUUGCUCAAGCUAAUUCAUUUGAUGAAGAUUUGAUACUGAUUACACAUCGUACAAUUGGGGAACCACUAAAAAAAUUUCAAGGUGUUUUUACUGAAACAAAAGGAGCCUUAAAAAAGAGAGAUCAAUCUAUGCAGGAUUGUAUGAGGGCAAAUCAAAAAGUACAGAAGUUGCAAGAAAAAGAAAAAACAGGGGCCAAUAUAGUUAAACUCGAAGCAGCAAAGCAAAAUUUGACAAAUUUAGAGCAGGACUUUCGUAAUCAAGAUCGCUCAUUGAAAUCAGAUUUGCCUUUGCUUUAUGAAGGCAGAAUAGAAUAUUUUCAGCCAUGUUUAGAAGCUCUUAUUAAAGCUCAAGUUGAACACAGUGGAAAUUCUGCAAAUUUAUUCUCUGAAAAUAUUCCAAGUUUGAAAAAAUUUACUAUGUCAGAACUUGAAUUCAAACAGCUUCAAAAUCAAAGGCUUUCACAAAUUCACGCUCUUUCAAUUGUGGGUGAUAAUUAAAUCUAAAGA
Molecule: messenger RNA, 858 nt
Organism: Uloborus diversus
Lineage: Eukaryota; Metazoa; Arthropoda; Arachnida; Araneae; Uloboridae
Product: bridging integrator 3 homolog
Exons: 10
Coding region: 88-849 (253 amino acids)
Biological process (GO): actin cortical patch localization; endocytosis; plasma membrane tubulation
Cellular component (GO): actin cortical patch; cytoplasm
Molecular function (GO): protein binding; lipid binding
Source: RefSeq, a predicted model, not a curated record